Messenger RNA from Heterobilharzia americana, 1875 nucleotides. The record is from the annotation of a GenBank genome assembly. Lineage: Eukaryota; Metazoa; Platyhelminthes; Trematoda; Strigeidida; Schistosomatidae.
AUGGCAUGCGUCCCUUUGUUCAAUAGACAGCAAUGCUACAAUUUUGAAGUCAUCGUGAAACUGCAUAGUUUAACUUCUGUUCCUUACGUAAAUUCUGUCACCUUUGCAAAGCUUCGCCUUCUCAAUAGUCGGAACUCUGGACAAUAUUCCCCUAGAACCGAAAUAAGAAACAACAUCGUUACGUGGAACAGUGAACAUCGUUUUCACUGCAAAUUUAGGGGUAAUGCCGAAACAACUAUUUUAGAACCAAAUAUCUUGAAGGUAUCCAUCCGUAUGGAAACCAAAGGUGGCAAGUCAUUUUAUAAAGUUGGCUUUGUCAAUAUUAAUUUGGCGUGUUUUGCUGCUGUUGGCAAUGUAGUUAACCAUCGACGGUAUAUCCUAGAGGGCUAUGAUGGAAAGCGUAAACGCCAGGAUAAUUCUCUUUUAUCGAUUUCGUUCUGCCUACGACAGUUAACUGGAGACAACUGUUUCCGGACUCCGAAAGAGAAUUUGAGCAAUUGUUUAAUUGAACCCCCUGAUUUUAUUGAUUUACCAGAAACAGAUUCUGAGAUAAGAGAUUUUUCUCUUACAGAUUGCACAUUAAUCAAGAACUCGCAUAAUAAUCAUAUAUUAAAUAACUUAAUUACAAGUCAAGAACAGAAUACACAGCAUACAUCUAAGCUGCCUAUAAAUAGUACAAUAAAUACAUUAAAUAAUUCAUUAGACAUCUUACAAUCAUUAAAUUUGGAUACGGUUUCAUUGUCUACUACUACUACUACUACUACUACUACUACUACUACUGCUACAACGACUGAUACAAUAGUAACCACAUCGACAAUGCAUUCAACUCCGGCAUCAUUAUUGUCAAUUGCUGGUAGUGGUUCUUCUAAAUCGAUUAUUCUACCUCAUCUACGCAUUAUCAAAUAUCUCCUUGGAAUACUUCAUCAGUAUAUCCUGUUGAAUGGAACUAUAAAUACAAAUCAAACAUCAAAUCUACCCAAAUUAUCAUCUCAUCAUUCGGAUCAAUUUCAACCCACUGAUGGUGAACAUUUAUCUGGUUCAAGUUCUCUUACACCUAUAUCAAGUUCAACAUCAUCUAUACCGGGGUCUACAUCGAUCGGAAGUUUACUGCCUCGGUCUCCUCUUACACUGUCAUCAGAUAAACCUGUAUCAUUUACAUGUAAUGCUCCAAGUCAACAAGACGAAGUAGUAGGAACUGCUACAACAAAGUCUACCGAACUAGAUAAGCAACAACAGUUUAGUGUUUCUGGUCACAAUGUCAUCUCUAAUACAGUCAAGUCAGACAGUCUAACAUGUUAUUCUUUACCACAUCCUCAUCAUUUAUCUAGACCGUAUGGGAUCUCUGGUAUCUCUUCGAACAAUUCAAAUGAUAUUUACUAUCCUCGUAAUAACAAUUGUGAAGAUUAUUGUAACUAUGAUAAAAAGGCAUGUGAUUAUUUCGCCACGGAUAGCGUCCUGUUAGUAAGAUCAUCUAGACGACGAAAAAUUCGACCAGAUAUACAAGUGUUACCAACAGUGAAUACUAAUCUCAUAAAUUAUCAUUCUUCUCCACCUGCUCCUCCUUCUCCUCCACCUCCUGUAACAUAUUCACUACAAUACCCGAAACAUGAAAAGGAUUCUUCACUAUCAUCUUUUUCUUCAUCUACUGCUGUUGCUGCAUCCACUGCUCCCUCUGCAACUGUUGUUGUUGUUGUCGACACAGUUGAUCCAUCCGGACUGAUAUCUAAAAGUAGUAUGCCAACGGAUUAUUAUUCAUCAGGUUAUCAAUCACACUCAAGACAAUCAAGUCUUGAGUCUCAAGCUGUUGGCUCAAUAGCCUAUAUAUAUCCAUGUAUAUAUAUAUACAUCCAUUAUAUGGAAUCCUGUGAUUGUUAA